Molecule: messenger RNA, 838 nt
Organism: Cylicocyclus nassatus
Lineage: Eukaryota; Metazoa; Nematoda; Chromadorea; Rhabditida; Strongylidae
Source: the annotation of a GenBank genome assembly
CUAGCAUCAACAUCUACUGCUCAGCAUUAUACAUCCCCUAACUCGCUAGAGUUUCCCCUCUAACUGCUCCCAGGUACCACCCAAAUCCGAAAUAAGCCAAAGCGUGAUUUCAAUAUUCGCAUUAAUAUCGCCAUCACAUCUGAAGUGGACUACGCCCGCGGCUGUUUGCCGUAGAAAUAUUGCGAGCCGUACGUGUCCUGCGGCUAUCCCACUAUUAUUUAAGGGCCAACCACUUCGCUUAUUUCUCACUCAUCAUCAUUUUCCACAUGCCAUCUUCUGCUACGACAUCGUUUUGCCUCCUUGCCGUAUUGGUAGCCGCCGUUGCGUUGGCACAAGACGAUUCGAGUGUCGAGAAACGAGCGAUGCGUAACGCAUUGGUGCGCUUCGGCCGUGCUGGAGGCGGCAUGCGGAAUGCGCUGGUCAGAUUUGGGAAAAGAUCCGCAGUCGAUGACGACUAUGAGUCUAUGCAGGACAAACGAAAUGGAGCUCCACAACCGUUCGUUCGAUUCGGCCGAUCAGGACAACUAGACCAUAUGCACGAUAUCCUAUCCACGCUACAAAAACUCGAAAUGGCAAACUACUACUAAAAACAUAGACAUAUACAUCAUCCACCUGCACUACCAUCGCACUUUAAAAGAUAAAUUCUAAUAUGUGUAUGUUUGUUUGUGUUUUGCCAUCCGAAUGAUCUCUGUCAUGCAUUUCCUUGUCGUCGAAAUCUAUUAAUUCGGCAGCAAUUCGACACCCAUCGUCAUCUCAGAAAACGAGUUCUGCAUCCGGUCUCAACAGUUCUUUUAAAGUGAUGCGCUGCUAUUGGGUCUAUUGUUAUAUGCCAUAGCCG